AUGUCGCGACUCAUCGUGCGGGGCUUGCCCUCGUACCUCACCGAUGCAAGGCUACGAGAGCACUUUUCCCAAAAGGGCGCUGUCACCGAUGUUAAGCUCAUGCGUAGGCCAGAUGGCACUUCGAGAAAGUUCGGGUUCGUCGGCUACCGAUCGGAACAAGAAGCGCAGCAAGCACUCGACUACUUUAACCGCACCUUCAUCGACACCUCGCGUAUCUCGAUCGAGCUAGCCAAGAAAAUUGGUGACGAGGAGCUUGUUCACCAACGCGAAGAGCGUCGUAACAGGCGCAAUGCUGGCGCAGGCCCCGAAGGCUCCGCUUCUACAAGCGAUGCUCGCAAAAGAAAAGCCGACAAGUCCGACACUCAGCAAGAGGAGGGUAGUGGCAAGAAGAAGCCCAAGAAGGGUGGAGCCAUCUCGUUUGAAGAAUUCAUGUCCGUGAUGCAGCCCAAAGCAAAACGCAAAGCAUGGCAGAACGAAGAUGCGCUGCCCGAGCAAACGAUGCAAGACAUUGUCGCGCCAGAAGAAGCUAUCCAGAAAAAGGCUGCUAGGAAGGCGUUAAAGAAAGCUGACGCUGCAGCUGCUGCAACAGCGACAGCAGAGUCCACAGCAGCGCAGCCCGAUUCUGGGCGCGAAGAAACACCAGAGCCAGACGCAGCGGCAAACGAUGUUGGCCUCACCGACGAAGAGUACAUGCGCCUUCGCAUGAAGCACAGGGUCGGCACCGACCUCGACACCCUCGAACAGUCUUCCUCCGGUCCUGAGUUCGAGCAGUCGGAUAACGAGAAAGACGACGACGAUGCGGCGGCCGACUCGGAUCCUGAGUCGGAAGACGAACCGAUUCACGAUCAAGGCUUCGAGUGCAAGCAGGCGGAAAUGCAAAGAAAGGCUCAGCAAGCAGCCGAAAAGGACCAGAAACUGGUCGAUCAGAUCAUGGAGAGUGGCAGGCUGUUCAUUCGAAACUUGCCUUUCGCCGCCAGCGGAGACGAGAUCCUGGCAUUCUUUGAGAGCUUUGGCACCGUUAAGCAGGUUCACAUUCCUCUCGACAAGCAGACCAAAGCCUCGAAAGGUCUCGCCUUUGUCUCGUUCUCGGACCCGGCGCAUGCAUUGGCCGCAUAUCGAGCCAAAGACGGCUCCACCUUCCAAGGUCGAUUGCUGCAUCUACUACCCGCUGUCAACAAAGACGCGUUGGCCGAGACGGGCAGCAAGAAAACAGCCACCCUCAAGCAAGCUCGAGCCGAACAGAAGAAGCAGGACGCUACCAAGGACUUCAACUGGUCGAUGCUCUACAUGUCUUCGGACGCAGUUGCAUCGUCUAUCGCCGACAGGCUGGGGGUGAACAAGUCCGACAUUCUCAAUCCGGGUGCCAAUGGUGGAGCGGACAAUGCUGCUGUUCGGCUCGCGCUCGCCGAGACGCGCAUUAUUCAAGAGACGAAAGAGUUUCUGGCGCAGCAAGGCAUCAAUGUCGAUGCGUUCCAAGGUGCAAAGGGUCCCAGGUCAGACACGACGAUCCUGGUGAAAAACAUUCCUUACGGCACGUCGGCCGAAGAAGUGGAAAAGCUGUUUGGCGAGCAUGGUGAAGUGGAUAAGGUGCUGAUUCCGCCGAGUGGGACGAUCGCUGUGGUAGAGAUGCCUGUGGUGAAUGAAGCGAGGCUGGCGUUCCGGGCGAUAGCGUACAAGCGAUUCAAGGGGGGGAUUCUAUACCUCGAGAAGGCACCUGUUGGACUGCUGACGCAGCACAAGGUGGGUGAAAAGGUGGUCAAGCAGGCGCCGAUCGUGGGCAAGUCGAUCGACUCGUCGAACCCAAGCGUGGAUUUGGACGGCCCCGCCGGCGCCGGAGCUGGCGACGAGGCGGUGGAUGGAGCUACGCUGUACGUAAAGAACCUCUCCUUUUCGACGACGGAUGAACGGUUGACGGCGUUCUUCCAUGGGCUGUCGGAUUUCGCGUUUGCGCGAAUCCAGACCAAGCCCGAUCCGCGUCGACCCGGAGCGCGCCUGUCGAUGGGAUAUGGCUUUGUCGGCUUCAAAUCGAUCGAUGCUGCACGUACCGCGCAGAAGGCGAUGGACGGUAAAGUGCUCGACGCGCAUACGCUCGUCGUCACAUUUGCGCGUCGCAAUGCCGAAGCCUCGACCACGUCCAUCUCGUCCGGCGGAUCCACCAAGAUCCUCAUCAAGAACCUGCCGUUCGAAGCGACCAAACGCGAUAUCCGCGAUCUCUUCUCCUCGCAAGGCCAACUCAAAUCCGUCCGUCUACCCAAAAAGUUUGACAACACAACCCGAGGCUUCGGCUUUGUAGAAUACUCGACCGUCCGUGAAGCUCAAUCUGCCAUGGAAGCCCUCAAACACACCCACCUCCUAGGCCGACAUCUUGUCCUCCAAUGGUCCCACCUCGCUUCCUCCACCCAGCAACAGGUUGACAUGCAAAGGUCCAAAACAAAACAACACUUUGUCAACACCCAUGAUAACGCGGCGCGUGCAGAUCCGAGCAAGAGAGCGAAGAUCAAGUUGAACAGCGCCCAGAUCAGCGAGGCCAUCAAACAAGCAAAGAGGCAACGUGACGAUGUCGACGACGACGAGUAG
Mycosarcoma maydis (corn smut) is the source of this 2577-nucleotide messenger RNA. Its product is annotated as putative RNA-binding protein. NCBI's taxonomy places the organism in Eukaryota, Fungi, Basidiomycota, Ustilaginomycetes, Ustilaginales. Gene Ontology annotation, molecular function: RNA binding. The transcript is spliced from 2 exons. The record is from RefSeq and is a predicted model, not a curated record. Bases 1 to 2577 code for a protein of 858 amino acids.